AUGAAGGAUCUAGGUGAGCUCAGAUACUUCUUAGGAAUUGAAGUGAUGAGAUCAGAUAAAGGCAUUCUCCUAAACCAAAGAAAGUAUGCAUUGGAGCUGAUUUCAGAGGUUGGGUUGAGUGGUUGCAAGCUAGUCUCAACACCUAUGGAGCAAAAUCACAAACUUACCACUAUUGACUAUGACAAGCAUGUUGGUAAUACUGGAGAUGCUCUGCUGGAAGAUACUUGUAGUUAUCAGAAACUAAUUGGUAAACUGCUAUAUCUGACAAUUACAAGGUCGUACAUAUGCUUUGCAGUCCACGUACUGAGCCAGUUUAUGCAAUCUCCGAAGGAGUCCCACAUGGAAGCAACAUUAAGAGUGGUCAGAUACAUCAAAGGAAGCCCUGGACUAGGAAUCCUUUUGAGCAGUGGACAAACCAAGACUCUCACAGUAUACUGUGAUUCAGACUGGGCAGCAUGCCCAAAUACAAGAAGAUCUGUCACUGGUUACGUGGUUAAACUGGGAGAUUCAUUGUUAUCUUGGAAGUCAAAGAAACAACAAACAAUGAGUAGAAGCUCUGUAGAGGCAGAAUACAGAAGCAUGGCAGCAGCUAUUACAGAAGCAAUAUGGAUGACAUGCUUACUAAAGGAGCUAAGCAACAAUGUAGAAGAACCUGUACACCUACAUUGUGUAGCAAAGCAGCUCUACAAAUAG
Nicotiana attenuata is the source of this 693-nucleotide messenger RNA. RefSeq lists its product as uncharacterized. NCBI's taxonomy places the organism in Eukaryota, Viridiplantae, Streptophyta, Magnoliopsida, Solanales, Solanaceae. The coding region runs from base 1 to 693 and encodes 230 amino acids. The record is from RefSeq and is a predicted model, not a curated record. The transcript has a single exon.